Neltuma alba is the source of this 750-nucleotide messenger RNA. RefSeq names its product leucine-rich repeat extensin-like protein 2. Lineage: Eukaryota; Viridiplantae; Streptophyta; Magnoliopsida; Fabales; Fabaceae. The transcript has a single exon. The record is from RefSeq and is a predicted model, not a curated record. The coding region runs from base 117 to 491 and encodes 124 amino acids.
UCUCUCUCUCUCUCUCUCUCUCUAAAACCAAACUUCAUCACAUUACAGCUCACACCCACAUCUCCUAAGUUUUGCAAUUCUUCAGUCUCAUUUCUGAGCAUCAAAUUCAGCUUCCAAUGGCUCUCAAUUUCAUCUUCCUCCUCAUUCUCUGUCUCACUGUUCCUCUCCAAGUCGUGUAUUCUUCUAGGAAGUUGGAUGAAACCACCGUGCCGGCCGGCGAUCGGAAAUGCUCGCCCUGUGGUGACUACAGCUCUCCACCACCCCCUCCUCCUGCGCUUCCACCGCCAUCUCCGCCGCCUCCUUCCCCAAAGAAAUCACCUUCACAGUAUUGUCCGCCACCGCCACCGCCCCCUUCUUUCAUCUACAUAACCGGUCCUCCCAGCAACCUGUAUCCGGUGGAUGAGAACUUCAACAGCGCAAGUCGCCGGAGUUUUCUGCCGGCGGCAGCCGUAUUGCCGGGCUUGGUGACCUUGCUUCUGGGCUUUUGGUGAUCGUGAGGUAUCAGUUAAUCAUGCCAUCAUACUCAUACCACUUCUGAUCAUUCUCGAGGCAGUAAUAUAUAGAAGAGAUCAAUUCAGGAAAACUAUGGUUUACAUGUAAUCAAGAUUCAAUUUUUAGGAUAUCUACAUGGAGAAUUUUAUUGCUUUCUUCAGUUUUCUUACCUUUUUUGUGAUCCCAAUGUCCUCCAAUAACCAUCUUUCUGGAAUUUGCUGUCGAACAUGUAAGCAAUUAGUGCUUCUUAUCUUUUUA